Messenger RNA from Saimiri boliviensis boliviensis (Bolivian squirrel monkey), 1371 nucleotides. It is a transcript of the gene SDHC, whose product is annotated as succinate dehydrogenase complex subunit C. Gene Ontology annotation, cellular component: membrane; respiratory chain complex II (succinate dehydrogenase). Gene Ontology annotation, biological process: mitochondrial electron transport, succinate to ubiquinone; tricarboxylic acid cycle. The record is from RefSeq and is a predicted model, not a curated record. Gene Ontology annotation, molecular function: electron transfer activity. Lineage: Eukaryota; Metazoa; Chordata; Mammalia; Primates; Cebidae.
GAGAAGCUCCGCAGUCUUUUAAAGAGACUCGAGUCACCUGACAUCCCAACCCCGGCUCGCGCGCCUCCACCCGGCGGGGCCGCCUGACGUCACUUCCGUCCAGACCGGAACCCGAGAUGGCGGCGUUCUUGCUGAGACACGUUAGUCGUCAUUGCCUCCGAAACCACUUUAGCCCUCAGCUCUGUGUCAGAAAUGCUGUUCCUUUGGGAACCACAGCCAAAGAAGAGAUGGAGCGGUUCUGGAAUAAGAACACAGGUUCCAACCGUCCCUUAUCUCCCCACAUCACUAUCUACAGUUGGUCUCUUCCCAUGGCGAUGUCCAUCUGCCACCGUGGUACUGGUAUUGCUUUGAGUGCAGGGGUCUCUCUUUUUGGCAUGUCAGCCCUGUUACUCCCUGGGAACUUUGAGUCUUAUUUGGAACUCGUGAAGUCCCUGUAUCUGGGGCCAGCAGUGAUCCACACAGCUAAGUUUGCACUCGUCUUUCCUCUCAUGUAUCAUACCUGGAAUGGGAUCCGACACUUGAUGUGGGACCUAGGAAAAGGCCUGAAGAUUCCCCAGCUAUACCAGUCUGGAGUGGUUGUUCUGGUUCUUACUGUGUUGUCCUCUCUAGGGCUGGCAGCCAUGUGAAGAAUGGAGAUUCCCAGCAUCAUCUUCCUACAUGUCAUUACAUUCACCCGUCUUUCUGUUUGUCACUCUUAUCUCCAGCCUCGGAAAAGUUAUCCUUACUUGUUUAGAUCCUUUUGUGCUUUCAGAUACCCUUGGAGCAGUAGAGUACCUUGUAGACCAUAAUAGUGGAAAAGGGUCUAAUUUCCCCCUUGUUUCUAAAGAUGAGGUGGCUGCAAAAAGUCCCCUGUUAUGCCCACAGCUUGCCUACUCUGGGCCUAGAGGCAGUUAUUCCCUCUCCAUAUUGGGCUUUGAUUUAUGCUGAGGGUCAGCUUUUGGCUCCUUUUUCUUGAGACAGUGGAAACAAUGCCAGCUCUGUGGCUUCUGCCCUGGGAACUGGGGGUGAGGCUUUGGGUGCCACUGCCUGUGGGUUGCUGGCUUAAAGGACAAUUCUGUUCAUUGGUGAGAGCCCAGGCCAUUAACACCUACGCAGUGUUAUUGAAAGAAAAGAGGUGGGGGUGGAGGAGAAUUAGUCUGUCCCAGCUAGAGGGAGAUAAAGAGGGCUAGUUAGUUCUUAGAGCAGCUGCUUUGAGGAGAAAAUAUAUAGCUUUUGACACAAGAGGAAAAUCCAGAAAAUUAUCAUUGAACAUAUUAAAGAUUAUUUCUUUUUCUUGCAUUUCCAGAAAAGCCUCCUAAUUUUAUGCUUUUUUAUCCAAAUCAUAUACCAUUUUUUUCUGAAACUGAAUUAAAAUACUCAUUUUAUCUUUGA